Daphnia magna is the source of this 555-nucleotide messenger RNA. RefSeq lists its product as uncharacterized. Bases 1 to 555 code for a protein of 184 amino acids. Lineage: Eukaryota; Metazoa; Arthropoda; Branchiopoda; Diplostraca; Daphniidae. The transcript has 2 exons. Gene Ontology annotation, biological process: DNA integration. The record is from RefSeq and is a predicted model, not a curated record. Gene Ontology annotation, molecular function: nucleic acid binding.
AUGAGGUCCCAGUUGGCGAUAGAGGAAACGGACAGGAUGAUCGUAGCAGGAGCCAGAGUCGUGAUUUUAGCCGAAUGCCGUACCACAAAGCUGAGACAGCGGGCAAGAUUAUCUGUUUAUUGGCCUGGAAUGGACAAUGACAUCUUGAACGCCGCUAAAACAUGCCAAUCAUGCACCGAAAAACUUCCAUCGCUUCCCCGUGAGCUGCUUAUUCAACAUGAAGCAGCAACACGACCAUUUGAACAGCUACAUUCAGAUAUAGCUACAUUCAACGGAUGCGAUUUUUUUAUCAUUGCAGACCAAUAUAGUGGUUGGCCAGACGUCAUUCCCUUCCCGAAUAAAAAUACAACAGCCCGUCUCAUCGUCAACGCAAUUCGUGAUUUUUCCAUUCGAGGACCAGGAGCCCCUGUCAAAUUCUGGAGUGAUAAUGUGCCCCAAUUCAAUGCCGUCGAAUUUAAAGAUUUUGCAAGAGACUGGGGCAUUUCAAUUGCAAAUUCUUCCCCUUAUUAUCCACAAUCAAACGGAUUAGUCGAAGCAGCAAUCAGCAGCAUAUAA